AUGACAACAUCUAACGCUAUCAAAAAAGUUCUAAUCAUUUUUGCUCAUCCAGACCGUAGAUCGUUGAAUGGAUCCCUAUUAGAUGCUACUGUUAAGAGAUUAGAAUCCCAAGGCCGUGAAGUCAAAGUCUCAGAUUUGUACGGAAUGAAUUGGAAAUCAGAAAUCACAGAAGAUGACUUCCCCGAGACUCAUGAAAAGGGAACAAGAUUAAAGGUCGUAAGCGAAUCCUUAAAUGCGUUCCAACAUCAUAAAUUGACACCAGAUGUCGUUGCUGAACAAGAAAAAUUGAAAUGGGCCGAUUUAGUCAUCUUCCAAUUCCCAUUGUGGUGGUUUAGCCUUCCUGCUAUCUUGAAAGGUUGGGUGGAACGAGUCUUUAGUGCUGGGUUGGCAUAUUGCCUUCCUGAAAGAUAUGGUAAUGGUGCCUUUGCUGGUAAGAAAGCAAUGGUCAUGGUUUCCACUGGUGGGUCUGACACACAUUAUUCUGCCACUGGUGUAAACGGUCCAAUUGAUGAUAUUUUAUUCCCUAUUCAACACGGGAUGAUGUUUUACACCGGGAUGAGCGUCUUACCGCCAUUCGUUACCUAUGCAGCUGACUUUUUAGCUGAUGAUAAGCUCGAUUCUGUUUUAGAACAUUUGGACAACCACUUCAAAGACCUUGAUUCGUUAAAACCAAUCGCAUAUAGAAAACAAGCUGAGGAUUAUGAUCCAAAAACAAAGCAAUUGAAGAAAGAGCUUGUAGGUGCAAGUAAUGAAAAGGGAUUCUCUUUACAUAUUCGUAAAGACUAA
Naumovozyma dairenensis CBS 421 is the source of this 786-nucleotide messenger RNA. Its product is annotated as NAD(P)H-dependent oxidoreductase. The transcript has a single exon. The record is from RefSeq and is a predicted model, not a curated record. Gene Ontology annotation, molecular function: NAD(P)H dehydrogenase (quinone) activity. Bases 1 to 786 code for a protein of 261 amino acids. NCBI's taxonomy places the organism in Eukaryota, Fungi, Ascomycota, Saccharomycetes, Saccharomycetales, Saccharomycetaceae. Gene Ontology annotation, cellular component: cytosol.